AUGAAUGAGGCAAGCAAAAUUUACGUCGCCAUAAAUCUCACCAUAACCCUUAUUCAAAUGGUGGUUAUGUUUUUCUGCUAUGGGUGCGUGAUUAAGGGACUUUACUUUAGUAGCAUAGUGUACCCAGAAACCGACAGAGAGACAACAUCACAGAAAAAGAAACUUGUCAUAACUCUAACCCUUGCCACUACGGGGUUUGUAGUGUGUUACACGCCAUAUCUGUUGUAUUUUUGGACAUUUCUGUCAACAGGAAGUGAAAGAACCGAAGACUUUCUAGACGUAGCGGAUUUUUUUUUCGUGUCCAGUUUAAGUCUAAACCCUAUUAUUUAUGGAUUUCGUGGUAAAAAAUUUCGAGAAGGGCUUACAAGAAUGUUGUUAUGCUGGAAACCUACAACACAGAACAAUGCUUUUGAACUGAAUAACUAAUUGCUACUCUUACUAUUUACGUCAUGUAACUGAUUAGCUCUCUUUCUAAAAAAAAUAUACUCUUGCAUAAUACUGUCAACUCGCAUCCAAUUGUUAAGGACAGCUUUGCUUUUCUUUCUAGUUAUGUACAAAAAGCUAUGUGAAAUCUUUGAAGAAAACUUAAGGAAAUCUGCGUAUGGUAAAAGUGCUUUUUAGGAGUUAUGUAUCUGUAAUUUCAUUAAGUUUUGGCCCGGCCUGUAAUGUUUUGAAGUAGUAAAGAAGUUAAAAAUGACUACAAAAAAUAAUAAAGAAAUAAAUAAAACUAAAAAUCAUGAUAAUAAUAAUGAUAAUAAAAAUAAUGAUAGUAAAAAGAAAAUAAUAAUAAUAAUAAUAAUAAUAAUAAUUCUAUCCGCCUGUUAACAUUAUAGUCAAAUUUGUAACAUUUGGGGCGAGGCUUCACUGGAAUAACAGAUAUAACUAA
Porites lobata is the source of this 886-nucleotide messenger RNA. The record is from the annotation of a GenBank genome assembly. NCBI's taxonomy places the organism in Eukaryota, Metazoa, Cnidaria, Anthozoa, Scleractinia, Poritidae.